Molecule: messenger RNA, 1137 nt
Organism: Ziziphus jujuba (common jujube)
Lineage: Eukaryota; Viridiplantae; Streptophyta; Magnoliopsida; Rosales; Rhamnaceae
Product: UTP:RNA uridylyltransferase 1
Exons: 3
Coding region: 1-1137 (378 amino acids)
Source: RefSeq, a predicted model, not a curated record
AUGAACAGUGGGGGUAACGCGCCGCCUCCGUCGGACUCGAACGGCGGUGAGUUUCUCCUCUCUUUGCUCCAGAGACCCAAGUACCAAAACACCCACCGUUUCCAACCCCAAACUCACUCUUCUUCUCCGCCGCCGCCGCCACCGGCACAGCCAUCUCAUCAGCCGCCUCAACCUGUCGUCCUCGAUCCUGCCGUCGCUGCCGUCGGGCCCACCCUUCCUUUCCCGCUUCCAUCAUCAUGGCCAUCCAACGGCCAAGAUCUCCCCCAUCAUCCUCACUGGCCAGUACGUCUCGGUGUCUCCCCUCCUUUCCCUUCGAAUGGCUUUCUAGGGUUUCCUCAUAACCUUUUCCCUCCUCACGCGAAUCAUCAAUUUCCUGGGAAUCAAAUUCCUGCAAACCCUAGCAGCGACGAUUUCAGGAGGCUAGGGUUUCCGGGUUCCAAUAGUAUGGUUCAGAAUCUCGUCCACCAAAACCACGAACUUGAGCACAAGCUCAAGUUCGGUUCUUUUACAAGUGACAUUCGAGUUCCCGAAGAGCUGAGCAACGGGUUGGAUAGAAUGGCCGAUUGGCAAGAACGAAGAGGUGGUGGUGGUGGAGGAGGUGGCAGUGGUGGUGGGAGGGGAAAACAGCAUACUAGGACCACGCCGCCGCCGGGAUUCCCGAGCCGGCCGAUAGGAGGAGCAGAAGGAGGAGGGAAUUGGGAUUCUGCGAAUAGAGAUAGAGGGAGAGGCAUAAACCACAAUGUCGAUAGGGAAAAGAUUAGUUCUGAUGAAUUUGUGAGUAACAGGGAUGUCUUUUCAGCUGAGGCUGUUAGAAUUAGAGGUGAUAAGUUUAAUGGAUUGGGACUCAGAGCACAGCUUGAUCGUCCUGGACCUCCAUCCGGGAGCAGUCUGCAUUCAGUUUCGGUUUCGGAUGUUGAAGAUUCUUUCAUGAAUUUGGAGAAUGGGAAUUUGGAAGUCAGGGAUGGACAUAGGCAACAGUUACCUGUUGGUGCUGGUGAACGUGAAAUUGAUGACAUUGGAAAACGGCUUGUCGGUUCCUUGUUGAUCGAGGAGGAAUCUGAUGAUAAGAAUGAAUCUAAGCAACAUCAGCAUUCUCGAGAAAAGGAUUCAACGGUGGAUGAUAGAGAUAUCAUUUGA